This is a messenger RNA of Ipomoea triloba (trilobed morning glory), 1760 nucleotides long. RefSeq names its product calmodulin-binding receptor-like cytoplasmic kinase 2. Gene Ontology annotation, molecular function: protein kinase activity; ATP binding. Gene Ontology annotation, biological process: protein phosphorylation. The record is from RefSeq and is a predicted model, not a curated record. NCBI's taxonomy places the organism in Eukaryota, Viridiplantae, Streptophyta, Magnoliopsida, Solanales, Convolvulaceae. The coding region runs from base 106 to 1359 and encodes 417 amino acids. The transcript has 6 exons.
AGAAUGUUAUCAAACUUGGCUGCUCUCGUUGAAAACUCGAAACAUUUUACGGCUACUGCGUAGUGCGUACCCUCCAUUACACGUCAACUCUGCUCUCUCUCGCCGAUGAAUCGGAGCAGGCGGAACCCGAGCUCCAGCUCCGGAUCUGUCGGCCGUCGUACGCCGGACCGCUUCUCCCAAUCUCCCAGCUACUCUUCAUCCUCAUCCUCCCACAGGUCAACCACCUCUGCUGGCAACCCGGUCAAAGUUGCCGCUCGGACCGUCGCCGGAGCUUUCGCAGCUUGUUUUGCUCCUCCAGAUUCGAAGGACUCCACUCAUUUUGAUGAUUCCGACUCCUUCAAACCUCCCUCUGUUUAUUCAGGCACUGGCAGUGAGAGGAGACGUAAUUCGAAUCAGAACAUUUGUGCUCAUCCAAACAAUUCAACCCACAUGAAAGAGCCUGGAAGUGUGAAAUUUACUAUCGAAGAAAUCAUUAAAGCUACAAAAAACUUUUCCUUGAGCCUGAAAAUUGGACAAGGUGGUUUUGGGACCGUCUACAAGGGUCGCCUUGGAGAUGGAACUCUUGUUGCAGUCAAGCGUGCCAAGAAGUCUGUUUAUGAUAAGCAUUUAGGAACUGAAUUUCAAAGUGAGGUCCAAACCCUGGCAAAAGUAGAGCAUCUAAAUUUAGUCAAGUUUUAUGGGUUCUUGGAACAUGGAGAGGAAAGGAUUGUUGUUGUUGAGUACGUCUCAAAUGGGACUCUUAGGGAACACUUGGACUGUAUCAAUGGAAAUGUUCUAAAUCUUCCCAAGAGACUGGACAUUGCAAUAGAUGUUGCCCACGCAAUCACAUACCUACAUACAUACACAGAUCACCCAAUUAUCCAUAGAGACAUCAAGUCUUCUAAUAUUCUCCUAACUGAACACCUCCGAGCUAAGGUGGCUGACUUUGGUUUCGCAAGGCUGGCAGCUGAUAGCGAGUCUGGAGCCACACAUGUUUCUACCCAAGUUAAAGGAACUGCUGGCUACUUGGACCCAGAAUAUCUCAGAACCUAUCAGCUUACUGAGAAGAGUGAUGUCUACUCAUUUGGUGUAUUGCUUGUCGAGCUUGUCACAGGCAGGCGUCCCAUUGAGCCUACACGAGAACUCAAAGAGCGUAUAACUGCUAGAUGGGCUGUGAAAAAAUUCACUGAAGGAGAUGCAAUUUUAAUUCUGGAUCCAAGACUGGAAAGAUCUGCUGCAAAUAGUAUGAUUGCAGAAAGAAUUCUUGAAUUAGCUUUACUAUGCUUGGCUCCUCACAGACAUAGCCGGCCUGCAAUGAGGAAGUGCACGGAGAUUCUUUGGAGCAUCCGCAAGGAUUUAUCAGAUCCAAAUAUCUGUUAACUGUGUAGAAACAUAUGCUCAUGUAUGCCAAACGGAGCAGGUUUUUAUGCCACAUGCUGAUGGGGGAUUGUGUUCCAGGAAGCAGCAAAUUGCAUUCAGGAAGGUGGCUCUUUUCUGUUGAUUUUUAGAUGUAUGAGCUGCACAGAAGAAUAUUAAGAAGUAAGUUACUUGAGGAAAUACUUGAAUGCAAGUACACUUCAAUAUUUAGCAAGAUUGUAUAGAAGAAUUUGUUGAAUGAUGUAUGGUAUUUUAUUUGUGCAUAGGAGAUUCAUUUGUGGACACAAUAAAGAAUUUUAUUUAUGUUUUGGGAUGAAUUUCUUUUCUUCUUUUUUUUUUUUCCUCUUGAUAUUCUGUAUUAUAGACUUCAGAUGAAUUUCUUAUGUAUUAUUCUAUUAACCAUU